AUGACUCGGGUAUCUAUGCAGGUCCGCAAAAUUUUCAUAAACUACAUACAACGGUCCCGAGCAACUGGUAGCCGUACUGAGGCUGCAAAAGAACUUAAGAAAAUGAUAGCUUUCAACAGCUUGGUUGUAACAGAAUUAAUAGCCGACAUUAAGGGAGAAUCAUCAGAAGACGUGUCAGAAGAGCUUGUUAAGGAGGAAGAAAAACAAAUAGAUGAGGAUGAGGAAUGGGAAACCUUGCAAUCACUUCGAAAAGUACGACCCAGCAAAGAAAAAUUGGGAAAGCGAAGCCAGUCAGAAAUAAAUCUCAAAGAUGACCUCCCAGAUAGAGAUAGGACUGACCUCUACAAGACAUAUUUGCUAUUUUGUUUAACUGGAGAAGUCACCAGGAUUCCAUUUGGUGCUCAAAUCACCACAAAGAAGGAUGAUUCCGAGUAUGUCCUGCUAAACCAGUUGGGUGGCAUCCUUGGUUUGUCCGACAAGGAAAUUGUGGAAGUACAUAGAAGCUUAGCCGAGCAGGCUUUCAGGCAACAAGCUGAGGUGAUUUUAGCUGACGGACAACUAACAAAAGCCAGGAUUGAGCAGCUCAAUGAAUUGCAGAAACAAGUUGGCUUGCCAUCCCAAUAUUCUCAAAAGAUAAUAAAGAGCAUAACAACUACAAAAAUGGCAGCAGCCCUAGAAACAGCAGUUGGUCAAGGAAGGCUUAGCAUAAAGGAGAUCAGAGAACUUAAAGAAGCUGGAGUCGACUUAGACUCUAUGAUCUCCCAGAGCUUACGUGAGAACCUCUUCAAGAAAACUGUAGACGAGAUCUUCUCAUCCGGUACUGGAGAGUUUGAUGAAGAGGAAGUAUAUCAGAAAAUCCCACAUGAUCUCAACAUCAAAGCUGAGAAGGCUGCAGGAAUUGUUCACGAGCUUGGACGAAGCAGACUAUCAAACUCACUGAUUCAGGCUGUGGCAUUGCUAAGGCAGAGAAACAAUACAGGGGUGGUCUCCUCACUCAAUGACUUGUUAGCAUGUGACAAGGCUGUUCCUGCAACACCAUUAUCAUGGGAGGUACCAGAGGAGCUAGCCGAUCUUUUUGUUAUAUACCUGAAGAGUGACCCAACACCUGAGAAACUCUCGAGAUUACAAUAUCUAUUGGACAUAAGCGAUUCAACAGCAGAAACUUUGAGAGCUAUGAAAGAUAGAGCUGUGUCGAAUGCAGCCGAAGAGGAAAAGUUUGUAUUUUAAAUUUAGUUACCAUGUUAUAGGCACCCGGCAAAUGGCUUGCCACAUCCUGGUUGAGUUAUUCAAAUUUUGAGUGAAAAAUCACAUUGUUAAAUAUUUAGGAAUGGGGCAUUAAGAUUUGGGGGUGUAGAUAUGCACGUUUGGAUCUACAUUUAAGGGUUGGGAAUGCUUAUUCCAUUUGGAUUAAUGCUAAUGGUAGAGUACCUU
This is a messenger RNA of Ilex paraguariensis (yerba mate), 1431 nucleotides long. NCBI's taxonomy places the organism in Eukaryota, Viridiplantae, Streptophyta, Magnoliopsida, Aquifoliales, Aquifoliaceae. The record is from the annotation of a GenBank genome assembly.